This is a messenger RNA of Amphiprion ocellaris (clown anemonefish), 2309 nucleotides long. RefSeq names its product hyaluronidase 2a (gene hyal2a). Lineage: Eukaryota; Metazoa; Chordata; Actinopteri; Pomacentridae. Bases 176 to 1582 code for a protein of 468 amino acids. Gene Ontology annotation, molecular function: hyalurononglucosaminidase activity; hyaluronoglucuronidase activity. The transcript is spliced from 5 exons. Gene Ontology annotation, biological process: carbohydrate metabolic process; hyaluronan catabolic process. The record is from RefSeq and is a predicted model, not a curated record.
CAUCGCAGGGGGUAAGUUCGCUUCUGUUCGCUUCGAAGACCGCAGGCAGCACCGCGUAAAAAGAAAAAAAAACGCGGUUUGAAGUUUCUGGCUUCUGGUUUUUGGGAAUGCUUCUCCAGUCUGCCAGUAAAGAGCAGAGAGUGACAGUCCUUUCUGUCCACCCACAUCUGAAGACAUGUUGUACUGGACUCUGCCAGACUGGAAAGUGCUGCUGCUGAUUGUUCUGCUGUGGGACGGAGUCUGGGCUGAGGGACUGAAACCCACGAGAUGGCCGCUGUAUUCCCAAAAGCCUCUGCUCCUCGCAUGGAAUGCCCCGACUGAGGACUGUGCCCCGCGGCAUGGCAUUCGUUUUCAGCUGGACCAGUUCCAGAUCGUGGCCUCACCCAAUGAGGGCUUUGUUAAACAGAAUCUGACCAUUUUCUACAAAGAUCGCUUGGGCUUGUACCCCUACUUUGAAUCAGAUGAAACGGCAGUGAACGGAGGGCUGCCUCAGGUGGUGAGUCUCACGCAGCACCUUGACAAAAUGCCAGAAGGCGUUCGGAAGUAUAUACGUGAAGAAAGGGCCACAGGUUUAGCAGUUAUUGACUGGGAGGAGUGGCGUCCCCUCUGGAUACGUAACUGGGAAAACAAAGACAUUUAUCGCAGGCAUUCUCGUGAGUUGGUGCGGCAGAAGAACCCAACCUGGUCUGACAUACAGGUGGCCAAAGUGGCCCAGCAGGAGUUUGAGAUGUCUGCCAGGAAGUUCAUGCUGGAGACGCUGAAGCACGCUAAAAACCUGAGGCCCAACCAGCUGUGGGGGUUCUACCUGUUCCCUGACUGCUACAACCACGACUACAGGCACACUCUGGAGAGCUACACGGGCCGCUGUCCGGACGUGGAGGUGGCCCGCAACGAGCAGCUGAGGUGGCUGUGGACCGAGAGCACGGCCCUCUACCCCUCCAUCUACAUGAGCACGGUGCUGCGUUCCUCAGCUUCCGGACGCCAGUUUGUACGGAACCGAGUGAAGGAGGGGAUGCGUUUGGCUUCAUCAGGCACAGGGUUGGCGCGUCCGGUCUUUGUGUACACCCGACCCACCUACGCCAAUUCCCUGGAACAGCUGACAGAGACUGACCUUGUUUCCACCAUCGGGGAGAGUGUGGCAUUGGGAGCCGCUGGAAUUAUCCUGUGGGGAGAUGCAGCUUAUGCAAGCAGCAGGACGAGCUGCUCCGACCUGGAUGCAUAUCUCCGGGGCACGCUGAGCCAAUACCUCCUCAACGUCUCCACGGCAGCAGAGCUAUGCAGCCAGACCCUGUGCGGUUCUCACGGCCGCUGUCUGCGCAAAAAAUCAGACAGUGACGUUUACUUGCAUCUGAACCCCCUCUCCCACAGCAUCGUCGGGGAUAGCGGCAAGCCGACCGUCACCGGGGAGCUUAGCGACGCAGACAAGAUGAUGUUUCAAGAAGAGUUUCAGUGCCAGUACUACAGCGGCUUUGAGGGAGGGGGCCACAAUCGGACAGACCCUGAGCACCAAAGAGGGACGGCAGCACGAGCCACAGCAUCACAGUGUGCGAUGUUACUGAUAGUCUUUCUGCUCCUCUGUUAAUGCAACAAACACACACACAGUAGCGGCAAAUACUGGAGCACAAGAGAUGAGGAGUUCAAUGGAGAGAGGAGUGUCUUUUUUUUUCUUCUGUUGCUGUAAAAUAUGGAUGACACAAAGUGAAAUUUUUAUAAGAAACACUGUGGAAAUUGCAACGUAAUAUUUGUUUAUAACUUUUAAUCCUUUUUUAAUCAGUGGAGGGCUAGCUGGAAAUGACCUUGUUUACAUUUUGCUCUCAGUUUCCUCUCAGUCACUGUUUCCCAAGGUGUCAAAUUCCAUGUUUCUCAUAGUGAGGAUGCUUCUGUGGUAAAUGUGGUGAAUGAGUCGAUGUAUGUUGUAGCGAAAGUGGCAGAAGUGGAAAUGAUGCACUUAAAUCUGCUAAUAGCACAAUAUAUUUGAAGUGCCUGAUCUUUUUCAACAUGACCUCUCUCUCUGACAUCUGAUAGUUUUAUGGAGGCAAUUGCAGUAUUACUAUUUAUUUGAAUGUAUUUUUUAGGUGUUUUAUAUGACAUUUUCUUAUUUUUAUGUCCAAAACAUGACUACUAGUUUUCUCUUUGAACACUAUGUUUCUCCCAUUUAAGCUGUAUAUUUCAGCAGCUGUUUGAUCUUCACAGUAUAAAAAUUAAAUUUUGGACUCUAUAUGUUCAGCAAUUUCACUGACGUUAAUGCCUCUCGUAUGCAAACGUUUGCUGUUUUCUCAAAGUUGACAGUAAAUAAACUCCUUUGUUGA